AUGUCUCAUUCAAAUGACUAUCGACCGGACAGUGUUGGUGUGUUUAAGCCCUUCUGGCUGUGUUGGCGUCUCCUGGGUGUAUUGGCCUGGCAGAAGAGAGACUUUACCAUAAUCUAUGAUAUUUUCAUGAACGUGUUUAUAAAUCUUUGGUAUCCCGUUCAUUUGACUGUGGGUCUAAUAUUAUUGCCCAUGCACGAUGACAUCUACAAGAAUAUGUCCAUGACAAUAACUUGCAUAGUAUGUACUAUGAAACACUAUUGCAUCAGAUGGAAUUUGAAGAAAAUCUUUGAAAUUAUGAAUUUAUUUGGCAAAUUGGAUGAACGAAUACACAGUUUAGAAGAGCGUAAAUAUUUUACGAAGCACAGCAUGAGGAUAGCCAAACUGUUGGCUAAAAUGUAUUUUUCUGUGUAUAUGGGAGCAAAUGUGGCUGCUUUAAUGGCUGUAUUGUGGGAUGGUGAAAGACGACUGAUGUAUCCAGCCUGGUUUCCUUUCGACUGGAGUUCUUCGUCUGGCUUAUAUUAUUUAGCCAUACUUUAUCAGUUUGCGGGUGUUACCAUUUUAAUAGUAUUGAAUUUUACAAAUGAUGCCAUAGCACCAGUGACGUUGUGUCUAUUCAGUGGCCAGGUUCAUUUGUUGGCAAUGAGAGUGGCCAAGCUGGGUUAUGAUAAGAGAAAAUCAUUAAAGCAGCAUGAAAAUGAAUUGAAAUUGUGUAUAGAGGAUCAUAUUAAAUUAAUAAAUCUGUUUAACCUCAUCGAAGACUCUUUAUCGUAUGUCCAGUUGAUUUUAUUUAUUUCAAGUGGCCUAAAUAUUUGUGUGGUGUUGGUCUAUUUGUUUUUCUAUGUGGACAAUUUGUUGUCCUACAUUUAUUAUACGAUUUUCAUGGCAGCCCUUGGUGUGGAAUUGUUUCCCAUUUAUUAUUUUGGCUCAUUGUUGCAAGAGGAAUUCAAUGACUUACCAUAUGCCAUCUUUUCCAGUAACUGGCCAUUCCAGACAAGAUCUUACCGUCAAAAUGUGGUCAUAUUCACGGAGGUUGCAAUGCGCAAGUUGACCAUGUUAGCUGGCGGUGUUGUGGGUAUUCGAUUGGAUAGUUUUUUUGCCAUUUGCAAAACCGCAUAUUCGUUGUUCGCAGUGGCCACGACGAUUGAUUGA
This is a messenger RNA of Calliphora vicina (urban bluebottle blowfly), 1149 nucleotides long. RefSeq names its product odorant receptor 33a-like. The record is from RefSeq and is a predicted model, not a curated record. Gene Ontology annotation, biological process: detection of chemical stimulus involved in sensory perception of smell; sensory perception of smell. Gene Ontology annotation, cellular component: plasma membrane. NCBI's taxonomy places the organism in Eukaryota, Metazoa, Arthropoda, Insecta, Diptera, Calliphoridae. Bases 1 to 1149 code for a protein of 382 amino acids. The transcript has 2 exons. Gene Ontology annotation, molecular function: odorant binding; olfactory receptor activity.